GCCUAGAUUUGUGCUUCUCUAACUUUUUUCAUAGUGGGAUUAUAUCGUCCGAUCAGACAAAAGUCACUUGCACUCAAUUAUUCGAUUCAUUUUUAUUAACGGCGAAAGUAGUUCCAUCAUUGCAUUUGUUCCUUGGAGGGUGUAAUUGAUUUGAAUGACCCCAUUGAUUGAGUGACAAAUCUUUCAAGUGAUUCUUGUCAUGGGAACUGGAGUGAUGCUGUGAGCUUCAAUGUGUUAUGUGUAAUAGAGGCUGUGAUUAAUCUACAGCCAUACUAUGCCUACUGUACCUAGGGCAGGUAGUUUGAAGGAUCCAGAAGUAUCGGACCUAUUCGACCAUGACGACCCAGACCGAAUUUUUGAAGAUCUUCGAGAGAUCGGCCAUGGAAGUUUUGGUGCUGUUUACUAUGCUCGUCAUUCAUUCACGAAGGAAAUUGUGGCUAUUAAGAAAAUGUCGUACAUGGGAAAACAAUGCCAUGAGAAGUGGCAGGAUAUCCUUAAAGAAAUUCGUUUCCUUCGGCAGUUGCGCCAUCCCAACACGAUUGAAUAUAAAGGAUGCUACCUCAGAGAACAUACGGCAUGGUUGGUCAUGGAGUACUGCCUUGGAUCAGCUUCUGAUAUAAUUGAGGUACAUAAAAGACCACUGCGCGAGGAGGAAAUUGCCGGCAUUUGUGAUGGAGUUUUACGGGGUUUGGACUACCUUCACACCAUGAAUCGCAUCCAUCGCGACGUCAAGGCUGGCAAUAUUCUUCUGACUGAAAUUGGAACUGUUAAGCUGGCUGAUUUCGGUUCGGCAAGUUUGCACUGUCCAGCCAACAGUUUUGUUGGAACUCCCUAUUGGAUGGCCCCAGAAGUCAUUCUAGCUAUGGAUGAAGGGCAGUAUGACGGAAAAGUGGACGUCUGGUCAUUAGGAAUUACGUGCAUUGAAUUAGCUGAGAGGAAACCUCCUUACUUUAAUAUGAAUGCCAUGAGUGCCCUGUAUCACAUAGCGCAGAACGAUAGCCCAUCGCUGUCGUCUUCUACCUGGUCGGAAGUGUUUCGUCAUUUCGUUGAUUCCUGUCUACAAAAGAACCCCUCUGACAGACCUACUGCUGGUCGACUUUUACACCAUCAAUUUAUUACGCGGCCGCGACCUGGAACUGUAAUCAUUGACUUGAUUCAUCGCACCAAAGCUGCCGUUCGAGAUUUGGACAAUUUAAAUUAUCGCAAAAUGAAAAAAAUUUUAAUGGUUGACUCGUGUGAGACGGAGAGCACUACUGGUGAUGGAGAAGGUGAUGAAGAGCAAGGUGGAGGUGACAGUAGUAAGAGUAAUUCGAUAACAUCUGAGCAGAGUAUUCAGUCAACUGGUAUCAGUGCUAGUUCACAAAGUAGUUCCACUAGCAGUAUUCCACCGCGCACCGUGGAUCCGGACAACAGCUCGAUAUACCCCAUGUCGGUUCGAAAUCGGACGAAGUCACUCCUUGUCAACAACUUGUCCAGCGGGAGUGAUGGUCUGUCACUUAGUACCAACACUGCCAACAGUCUGAAUACUAACCACUUUGCCACGAUAAGGACUACGUCGAUCGUUUCGAAACAGCAAAAAGAACAUAUGCAAGAAGAAAUGCAUGAACAAAUGUCGGGCUAUAAACGAAUGCGCCGGGAACAUCAAAGUGCUUUGGUCAAGCUCGAAGAGAGAUGUAGGGUUGAAAUGGAAGGCCACAAACAAAUGCUUGACAAAGAAUAUGAAACGUUGUUGACUUCCUUUCGUAAAGAGCUGGAAAAGCUUCAUGUCAAACACCAACAAGAACUAGAACGCAAACUAAAGCAAAAUUUGACAGGUGAAAAGAAGCUAACAAAGGAAAUCAACGCCCGACAUUUACUGGAGCGAAAAAAUUUUGAAACUCAGGUCCGUCGUGAAUACAAACAAACCAAAGAAAGGUGGAAGCAAGAACUUAGUAGUGACGAAAGCACAACAAAGCGCCAACGAGAUGCAUCACUACAGAACUACAAAGAUUCACUGAAGGCAAUCGAAGCUCGUGAAGAGGAGCGUUUGACAAAGAGUCAGAAGGACUACUUGGAGUUGGAAGUGCGUAGGUUACGGCGUGCCAAACUCCUUUCAUACCACAGGCUAGAACGUGAGCUCUUGUGCGAAGAGCUCAACAGGAGGCAAGCUCAGUUGGAAACGGCUCACGCCAUGUUGCUUCGCCACCACGAGCUGACGCAAGAGCUGGAGUAUCGCCAGCAGCGAGCUGUUCACAUGCUUCGAGAGGAGCAACUUCGACGACAGCAUCAAACGGAACUAUCAAAUCAGCACGAGUACACGCAGCGAGCAGAGCGCGAAUUACGCAAGAAACACGCUGUCGAGUUGAAGCAACAGCCCAAAAGUUUGAAGCAGAAGGAAAUUUUAAUUCGCAAGCAAUUCCGAGAGACGGUCAAGAUUCAAACCCGCCAGUACAAAGCCCUGAAGGCCCAAGUUCUAGCUUCGACACCGCGAGACCAACAGAAGAGUGUGAUAAAGAAAUUAAAGGAUGAUCAGAGACGUAAAUUAGCUUUGCUGGGUGAGCAGUACGAGCAGAGUAUCGCUGAGAUGCUUCAGAAACAAUCGAUACGCUUAGAUGAAUCACAAGAAGUGGAAGCCCAAGUAAUGCGCGACAAACUACAGCGAGAAUUGGAAAUUCUUAUGGCAUACCAGUCAAAAAGUAAAAUGACGGCUGAAGCACAGCGCAACAGAGAAAGAGCAGAGUUAGAAGAACGAGUAUCGGUGCGCCGUGCUCUCCUCGAACAAAAGAUGGAGGAGGAGACGCGAGAAUUCUUGCGAGAACGUUCCGAUCGGAUCCGCCUACUUCAUGAAAACCAAGCUAAAGAGCUAGAGCGUUUUGACGAUGAAUCGGUUAGACUUGGUUUCAGUGCAUUAGCUAUUGCUGAGCCUCCACGUGAGACGUAUGGAGAUGACGAUUCCGAUAGCAUGACAGGAAGCACAUUAAGUCUGAAUCGUCCCGGGGUGUCGAACAACCACGGUCCCAACCACUCGGUAGCAACCACCUCAGCAUCAUCCUCGUCACAAUCUUCCUCGUUUACUCCGUCGUCCAAUUCGGUCUCUUCCAACUAUGCCUACACCGGACGCCCAUGACUUGUAUGGCCAUCCAAUAGGUUUUAUCGACCUCCCGCCCUUGUAUAGUAUUUACUCUCAGCACCUCUACACGCCAGCUAGACGUGGCACAGGAAUGAUGGUCGAAUCGAUCCUUAGCAUUCUAAGCAGGGAACAAGCUCGCAGGCUUGCGUCUACAAAAUUGAUUGAUAGAGCCAUUAGGUCAUGGAGAGGUGAGGGGAGGUGGUGGGCAAUUAGUCAACAGCCUCCUCCGAAAUCCAUCUCGGGCGAAGCGGCUUUUUAAAAUUGUAAUUAUCCGAAUGUUUAACAGGCCAUAAAUCCACACACGCCCCUUGAAAAAAAAAACUAAAACUAAAACUUACAAAAAAAAAAAAAACUAAACUAACAAAACAAAAUAGAAAAAAACAAAAAAACAUCCCAGAUACAUUGACUGCAACACAAUCUGAUAGUAGAAAAGUCCGUUCUCAUUUCGUGUCCUUCGUCAGUGAUUAGGAUGGGCCAAACAAAUGUACUGGUGAAUGCGUCUUGUCAAAGAGUUUUUGCAUCGCCAUGCUUUUCACCCGAAGACUUGUUACAGCCAAACGCGAAACUUAUUCAGGCCGUUUUUAAGGUUUUUGGGAAAAGAUCCUGUUAAGUGGAAAUGCUAGACAUAAUUUUGACUUGAGGUACAUAUCACAUUCGAACUUCGACCCGUACUGUUCACGAAUCUACUGGCAUGUCCCCCUGCUUGUAACCGUUCGUCUGCGCAUGUUUGUUUUCAAAUUAUAUUUAGUGAAAAUGUCACUAUUUAUGACGAGUCGGCUCUGAACUCGACUAUUUGAACAAACAGAACAGCGAAAUAGUGGACUCCCGCAUCUUAGAUCAAAAGAGAUGUUUCUGCCCUAUUCAUGUUGCAUUUGAUUAUCGCAUAGUUGACUUCAUCAUAAACAUGCAAAUAUUUUGAUUUCCCUCUUCAUUGAAACCCAAUAUUAAUGAAUCAUAUAGGACAAUUAUGUUUAGCAUCUUUAACGUUCCCUGUUAUGUCAAGGAAUUUCCAACAGCCACAGCUAACUAUCGUAGUCAUCUGUUGAUGCUAAAGUUGAUUUCAUCCGUUUUCAUUUGCUUUUUUCUAACUACAGCAAUUGUCUGGUGAAAGGCGUGUUUUGUGCGAAUUCCGUUUAUGUAUGUUAACGACGAACAAAGACAAGUUUCAGACACGUCAUACACUUUCACGCAAGGACAAUGAUGAAAUCGAUCUAGAAGGGGAAAAAAGAGACAGUAUAAGCACGUUUUACAUCAAGUGAGCAAGUUGUGUUACAGCAAAAGGAAAAGCCGAAAAUUUUCGUAGCCCAAUUGUAGAAAGUUCUUCCUUAUGCCGCCAAGAUUUCCCACAACUGCGUAAUAAUCACCUCACUCUUAGCUAUUCCUGAAGUGCUUUCCGUUUAAAGUUGCCUAGUUCUUUGAAUUCUUCAAUGACUUUUGAAUUUCGGCUCACAUAACGUGCAAAUUAUUCACCUCAAAAAAAUAGGGUCAAAAGGAGGCAAGAGUGUAGAUUUUCUCGUCAGUGGAAUAUUUGGACCGUUGUAAGAUUUUUUUUUUCUCCCGAAGUAUUCCGUGCGUGUAUUUCCCCUCGUGUUCCGCUCUUUUUUUCUCUGCCACUUUUCUUAUUUGGAUUUGUUCCAUUUUUUUUUAAUAAUUUUUAAUUUUUUAAAAAUCUUCGUCAGAGGGAGGUAUUAACUUUGGGAUUUCUCUCCCAACCUAUAGCUCAUCCCCAUACCUAAGUUCUAUAUAGACCCUCUUGAUCCUCUCUGUUACAACAAACGCAAGGAAUGAGUGUUACCGAAACAUAUUCGAAUACAAUACACUCGUCAAAUUUUA
Molecule: messenger RNA, 4942 nt
Organism: Daphnia pulicaria
Lineage: Eukaryota; Metazoa; Arthropoda; Branchiopoda; Diplostraca; Daphniidae
Gene: Tao
Product: serine/threonine-protein kinase Tao-like
Exons: 16
Coding region: 275-3106 (943 amino acids)
Biological process (GO): protein phosphorylation
Molecular function (GO): protein kinase activity; ATP binding
Source: RefSeq, a predicted model, not a curated record